This is a messenger RNA of Dentiscutata erythropus, 155 nucleotides long. The record is from the annotation of a GenBank genome assembly. Lineage: Eukaryota; Fungi; Glomeromycota; Glomeromycetes; Diversisporales; Gigasporaceae.
AAAAGGUUGAUUGUCUAGUGGGAGAGACUUUCGGUGAAUCAGGAGCACUAAUAGAGAUUGGUUCAUCUUCAAAAAUUAUUGUAGACUCUAGUAUAGUUGAUUUAUCAUUAGAUUCCUCUUUUAACAUUAAUUGGAGCUCUUUAAUUAUUUCUUGA